Molecule: messenger RNA, 4240 nt
Organism: Chanos chanos (milkfish)
Lineage: Eukaryota; Metazoa; Chordata; Actinopteri; Gonorynchiformes; Chanidae
Gene: pank4
Product: pantothenate kinase 4 (inactive)
Exons: 19
Coding region: 22-2295 (757 amino acids)
Biological process (GO): coenzyme A biosynthetic process
Cellular component (GO): nucleus; cytosol
Molecular function (GO): pantothenate kinase activity; ATP binding
Source: RefSeq, a predicted model, not a curated record
GUAGAUAGAGGCUCUCACAGUAUGGAUAAAAGCAUUACCCUUCCACCGGACGAGAUAUUUCGAAAUUUGGAAAAUGCCAAGAGGUUCGCAAUAGACAUAGGUGGUUCUUUGACAAAACUAGCUUAUUACUCCACUGUUCAGCACAAAGUUGCCAAAGUGAGGUCAUUUGACCAUGCAGUGAAGGAAGCACAGGAAGAUCCCCUCUAUGAGAUUUCUGUGCAAGAGGAGAUUACUGCCCGACUCCACUUCAUCAAAUUUGAGAACACUUACAUCGAGACCUGCUUAGACUUCAUCAAAGACCACCUGGUCAACACUGAAACCAAAGUCAUCAAAGCCACUGGUGGAGGGGCUUACAAGUUCAAGAACCUGAUUGAGAAAAAGUUAAAGCUCAAAGUGGACAAAGAGGAUGAAAUGUCCUGUUUGAUCAAGGGCUGCAACUUUGUACUAAGGAACAUUCCCCAUGAAGCAUUUGUUUAUGCCAAACAUGCCGACUCUGAGUUCCGCUUCCAGAACACCCACCCUGAUAUCUUCCCAUACCUGCUUGUCAACAUUGGCUCUGGGGUGUCUAUUGUCAAGGUUGAAUCUGAAGACAAAUUUGAACGCAUCGGUGGAAGUUCUAUUGGUGGUGGAACCUUUUGGGGUCUUGGUGCUUUGCUCACAAAAACAAAGAGAUUUGAUGAGCUACUGCAGUUGGCAUCCAAAGGACAGCACACAAAUGUUGACAUGCUAGUGAAAGACAUUUAUGGAGGAGCUUAUGGAUCUUUGGGCUUAACUGGAGACCUCAUUGCAAGCAGUUUUGGAAAAUCUGCCACCACAGACAAAGAAUUCUCCAAAGAAGACAUGGCCAAGAGCCUGUUACACAUGAUCAGUAAUGACAUUGGGCAGCUGGCCUGCCUCUAUGCCAAGCUGCACAACCUGACCCGAGUGUACUUUGGAGGAUUCUUUAUUCGAGGGCACCCUGUCACCAUGCACACUAUCACCUACAGCAUCAACUUUUUCACUAAGGGAGAAGUACAAGCUUUGUUCCUCCGACAUGAAGGUUACUUAGGGGCUAUUGGAGCCUUCCUCAAGGGGGCAGAAGAAGACAAUCCUAACCAGUACAGCUGGGGGGAGAACUAUGCGGGCAGCUCUGGUCUGAUGAGUGUUUCUCCUGACCUGAACCCCAUGCAGCGUGCUCGCAGUGGAACAUUUGACAUGCUGGAGAUGGACCGCUUGGAGAGACAGCUGGUUAACCUACCACUGCUGCAGGACCCUUCCUCUUACAUCCCUGACACAGUGGAUCUGACAGAGGAUGCGCUGGCCCGAGAGUACUGGCUCUACUGCUUUGAAGAGGCACUAGAUGGGGUGGUAAAACGAGCGGUUGCCAGCCAGCGUGAUCAGCCAGAGGCCGCAGAAAGAGCAGAGAAAUUCCGUCAGAAGUACUGCCACAAACUCCAGACCCUCCGCCACCAGCCAUUUGCUUAUGGAUCUCUCACUGUCCGAAGUCUGUUAGACACAAGAGAGCACUGUUUAAACGAGUUCAACUUUCCUGAUCCCUACUCUAAGAUCAAGCAGAGGGAGAAUGACAUGGCUUUGAAGUACUACCAGAAGGUUGUGAAGUCUCUGGAUGAGCUGAACUGGGAUCAGAGGCAGUUUGCCCUGGUCAGAGGCCUCCUGGCUGGCAAUGUGUUUGACUGGGGAGCCAAAGCAGUGUCUGAUGUUUUAGAAUCAGAUCCAGAAUUUGGUUUUGAAGAGGCGAAACGACAGUUGCAGGAGCGGCCCUGGCUAGUAGAUGCCUAUAACGAAUGGAUUGAAAGGUUGAAGGGUCCUCCUCAUAAAUGUGCAUUGUUUUUCGUAGAUAAUAGUGGAAUAGACAUCAUACUGGGAGUUUUCCCAUUUGUAAGAGAACUGCUCAGCAGGGGAACAGAGGUUGUGCUCGCCAGCAAUUCCGGCCCUGCACUGAAUGAUGUGACAAACAGUGAGCUGCAGAUUCUCACUGAGAGAAUAGCAGACAUGGAUCCUAUCAUUCAAACUGCUGUUAAGGAGGACAGGCUUACAUUAGUACAGAGUGGGUCUAGUUCCCCUUGCUUAGACCUGAGCCGGCUGGACAAGGUGCUGGCCACGGUGGUGCGCGAGCGUGGCACAGACCUGGUGAUCAUAGAGGGCAUGGGCCGCGCCAUCCACACCAACUACUACGCCAGGCUGAACUGCGAGAGUCUCAAACUGGCAGUCAUCAAAAACUCCUGGCUGGCAGAGCGGCUUGGGGGCAAGAUCUUCAGCGUGGUCUUUAAAUACGAGGUGCCUGCCAAAGCCUAGGAGCAGCGUUAACCUGGACCCAGUCCCUGCGAUAACGGGAUGAGGGGAUCAGCAUACUGAACGUCAGAAGGCAGAGAGAGCCUCCAAAUCCACCCAGCCACGGCUGAAAUUUGACUUCACGAUCGUGUAUGUGGAAGGCGAAUGGCUCUUUUUUUUUUUUUUUCUUUUCUUCUUUUUCUUUAUUCUUUUAAGUCGAAAUCGUUAGAAAAUGGCACAUAGUUUAUACAUUUAGCGCCUUUCCCUGAAAUUGAAUAUUCUAUAUUAAGACCACUGCAAUGAAUGAUUAGUGACAGUUUUCAUCACGAGAUGGUGUUUGAUCUUCGGUUUAGAUUCUGUCACAGAUGGGAUUGAGGAAAUGAUGAAAUGAAUUAUAGUGAUGUGUAACAAGCAACCUGUUCAGUCGGCAGUGACGAACCACAAAUCUUCCAAAAGAAAGCUUUAUUAUAUAGACACUCUCCUCUGAAUAUGGCUCUGGCUUUUUAUAUGGGGUUUUGAUGAAAAGCCAAAUUGAACAUGAACAAAAACUGCCUCUCGGUCUUUGUGUCAUCCGUGUCGUCAUUGCUCGCCUUUUUAAGCUCACGUUUGAAAGAGUUUUGUUUCAGUCCGUAGCUGCUCUGUAAUAUGCUGAUGUAACAGAUAUUAGAUUGAUCGAUUCACCGCAGGGAUGGUUAAACAUGCUUAUCCAGAACUUUGCUGAGUUUGAUUUUGGCUUAUCAAAUUUCAGAGGUCAUAAAAACUGUGAUACUGUAAUCUGAUUUAAGUAUCAAAGAGUAGCACCUAGUGUAUUUCACCUGUCAAAGAGAAUUAAUCUAAGUAUCCAGAUUUAUGCUCGGCCAGAUUAGAAGUGAAUAGUUAGAGUAUGUUCACUGAGAUUCAUUCUUGUGAAAAGUUUUUGAGCAGUUCAGUUCUGAAUGAAUAAAAAUGGAAUGUGUUCUGCUUUUAUUAAUUCCAUGUUAGUGGUGUUGAUAGGGUCUGUCUCUGAUGGUCAGUUUGCUCUCCUCCCAUGAUAUAUAGUUGAAAUACAUAAAAUAUUGAUGUUAAGAGCUUAUAUGUUUUAUCUGCACAGUUGUGGGUUUCAAGGGGAUAGCUUUUUCAUGUGAUGUACAUUUGUGCCUUGAGAUGAUUGUAACAACAGUGGUAGUCCCAUUGUAGUGAAAUGACAUAAUGAAAAUUUGUCUUAGAUAUCAACAAAACUUUUUCCCAGUAGAACAAGAAUUCAUUCACUGUCUCUGCAAGAUGAUUAUGAUUUAUUGACACCGAGCCCGUGUUUGACAUUUUAAUGUUGAAAAUGCACUUUACUGAUGGAAUGAACUGGCUAUACCCUCCUAAAUCCACUAGAUGUCAGUGUUUCACUAUAACACACUUGUUGACUCGAAAACUGAAAUGUUUCCACUAAAAGAGAUUCAUUUUAUCAAGGGAUGCUGGUGCUUACAUUUCAAACCUUCAAGGUUUUUUUUUGUGUUUUUUUUUUUAAAUCAACUUUGUCUGGGAUUAUCACAAUGUCAUACUUUCAGUGAAUAGAAUAGAACAUUCAAACAAACUAAAAUAAUCAGUGCAAUCCCACACAUUGCUUAGAUUUUGAGAUACUCUCACCAUCUACCAUUUGUUAAAAGUCAAAAUCUGCUUCCUCUUCAGGGUUGUACAGCACAGUAUUGCCUCAGUGUCCCAGCUGUGUCCUCUUAGAGAGAUUGAAUGGGUAUGUGAUUGUGUGUAUUUUUCCCUCUGUGAUAAGAAUGUCUAUUUGUCCUGGUGUGAGCUAAAGAAUGUCAUCAGUGUUCUUUCCUGUUAUGACUGAUAACUUGGCUGGACACAGGCGUACACAUGUGUACACUGUUAUGUGGAUAUAAUUGAUUUACAGCAUCUUCACGGUGCAGUGUAGCACAGUAAGAAGCACAUUUAAUGCCUCCCUCCGUGUUAAAAUGUGUGUGUGUGCGUGUGUGUCUGU